AUGUCCAUGCACGCUAAGGAUCUGCCAGCAGACUUCACUAACUCCAUCGAAAGAGUCGCAAUCGUCGGCGCCGGCGGCACAGUCGGCUCUCACAUCGCCAGUGCGCUUCUUCAGACUGGAAAACAUAAAAUCACCGCUUUGACCCGCCAUGGAAGCACUAACAACCUUCCCGAGGGAAUCAUCAUCGCCACGAUCGACUAUAAUGACGAACCAACACUCAUCGCUGCCUUGAAGAACCAGCAAUUUCUCAUCAUAACCAUGGCUCCCAACGCUCCCAAGGAUACGCACAGCAAACUUGUCCAGGCAGCCGCCAAGGCCGGUGUUCCGUACAUCAUGCCGAACGGCUACGCUGGCGACAUUGAACAGGUCAAGCUUGGGGAGGACACUCUCCUUGGACCAGUCGCCAAAGCGAACAGAGAUGAGAUUGAGAGACUUGGUAUGAAGUGGAUCACGGUCUGUUGCGGAUUCUGGUUCGACUACAGUCUUGCCGGUGGUGAGAGUCGUUUCGGAUUUGACUUUGACAAAAAGACACUUACGCUUUAUGAUGAUGGGAAUGUGAAAAACUCGACUUCCACGCUUGCGCAGGUCGGAAGGGCUGUUGCCAGGGUUCUGAGCUUGAAGGAACUCCCCGAUGAUGAGAACGAUAGAAGUCUCACGGUUUCAAGUUUCUUGAACAGGGCUGUUUACCUGAACAGCUUCGUCGUCAGCCAGAAAGAUCUGUUUGAGAGUGUCAAGCGCGUCACUGGUACUUCAGACGCAGACUGGACUGUUACUCAUGAGUCGAGCAGGAAACGGUAUGAGGAUGGUCUGGCGCAGGUCAAGCGAGGAGACAUGUCUGGGUUCAGUAAGCUGCUCUACGCGAGAGCGUUCUUCCCCGAGGAUCCGAGUGAUCUCUCUGCGAAAGCGCAGAACGAGCUGCUUAGCUUGCCGAAGGAGGAUUUUGAUGAGGCUACGAAGGAUGGAAUCGCUUUGGUUGAGGUUCUGAAAGGUCGCGGUGAGCGUAUGAAGCAUUAG
This is a messenger RNA of Fusarium proliferatum ET1, 1014 nucleotides long. Its product is annotated as putative isoflavone reductase family protein (CipA). The record is from RefSeq and is a predicted model, not a curated record. Lineage: Eukaryota; Fungi; Ascomycota; Sordariomycetes; Hypocreales; Nectriaceae. Gene Ontology annotation, molecular function: oxidoreductase activity. The transcript is spliced from 2 exons. The coding region runs from base 1 to 1014 and encodes 337 amino acids.